Physella acuta is the source of this 1909-nucleotide messenger RNA. RefSeq names its product arylacetamide deacetylase. Gene Ontology annotation, molecular function: carboxylic ester hydrolase activity. Gene Ontology annotation, cellular component: membrane. NCBI's taxonomy places the organism in Eukaryota, Metazoa, Mollusca, Gastropoda, Physidae. The record is from RefSeq and is a predicted model, not a curated record.
GACAAUUAUGGGUUUGUUAAAAUCUUUUGCUGCGUUAAGUGCAGUAACAAUGCUGCUCCUGGCAAAUCACUUGUACAGCACAGUGCCUGAAGAUCUAGAAGAUCCAUGGCUAGCUAAGACCUACAUAGCUGCAUUCAAAUUUGCCAACUUAAUGGCUGAAUUCUUAUCAAUGAUUACUGGUAUCUCAUCAGUAGAUCUGCUUAGAUGGCAAUUGGAGAUGUUGUAUGACUCUAACUUUGAAGAUCCUGAAAUUCUAGUUGAAAAUCAUAAUUUUGAUGGCAUACCAGUUCGUUUGUAUCGUUCAAAGCUCACUACAGAUGUUUCACCUGCUUUGGUAUAUAUACAUGGGGGUGGCUGGACCCUGUUCACACUUGAUUCCUAUAACCUUGUAUGCUCUCAGCUGGCGCUUCAUACAAACACUGUAGUCAUCUCUGUGAGCUAUAGGAGGUCUCCAGAAUCUGCCUACCCUGUACCAUUUGAUGACUGUCUGAAGGCCACCCUGUAUGUCCUACACAAUGGUAGACGAUAUGGGGUUGAUCCCGCAAGAGUUGCUGUAGCAGGUGAUGGAACAGGGGCUAAUUUAGCUGCAGCUGUUGCCUUUCGUCUCUCAGAAGAAGACCCAGAGUACACUCCCUUUGUAAAACUCCAGAUAUUGUUGCAGCCUGCUAUGCAAGCCUUUACAUUUGACACACCGUCAUAUAGGCAGAAUGCUAAAGACACUCUUGUUGGAAGAAGAGCAAUGAUUGAGUUCUGGUGUCAUUACCUGGGUGUUCACGCCAGCAGUGACACCAUCUCUGCUUUAGAAAGAAAUGAGCACAUCACCCCCACCAUCAAGAGAGCCAUCUACUCACUCUACACCUCGGAGAACCUUUUACCGCAGCUGGUUAAAACACAUUACACACCCAGCAACCUGGACAGGUACACAACAGCGUACAGUGAUGAGAUCUCUAAAGUCGUGGAGUCUAAAGUCAUUGACCCCUUUAUGUCCCCGCUAUUGGCUGAUGAUUUAUCCAAGUCGUCACCCGUUUUUAUACUUGUGGCGGAGUAUGAUGUUUUGCGUGAUGACGGUUUGCUGUUUGCGUCCAGGUUGAAGGAGGCAAAUGUCUCAGUCACAGUGAAGUAUGUGGGCAAUCAAUCUCAUGGAUUCUUAGCCCCGUUGUCUCUUUCAGAGCAUGCGAGGUUCACAUCCACUAACAAGACUUGGGCUGAUGUUUAUGAAUUUAUUAAAUUAAAUUUAUAAUUUUUUUUUUUUUUUUAAAUGUGUUUAUUCUGUGUAAUUUUUGUUAAAAUUGAUUGUAAUUGCUGUUGUUUGUAUUGAAGAUUUAAAAUGUUCUUCUCAGCUGAAUUGAAUUUUAUGCUACUGGAGACUGAUGAAACUGCAUUUAAGGACAGAUAAUGAUUUCAUUUUUGUAUAUAAUUCAAUUCCUGCCUGAUGUUAUUUUAUUUAGCUUUUGUUUAUGUAUUAUUUUAAUUCCUCAAUGAAUUGUCAAAAUUCUAAAACAUUAUAAAAAUAUUUAUAUAAAUUGACCACCAUUGUUGAAUAAAUUAAAACCAAGCAUGUUGGAAGUAAUUUUUUUUCAAAGUUGUGGUCAAUAUGCUGUCGUUGAUAAAAUUUCUGAUAAAUUGAUUGUGUGUCUGCAUACACAACUUAGCAUGUCCCACCCAACACCCAGCUGAUUUUCAAAAUCCUUUUAUUUUAAGGGGAAAUGCGCAAGAAAAAAAUGACUGAAAUUCUGAUUUUUCGUCAUAAUGGGUUUCUUGCACCUUUGGAUACUUUGUCCAUUUCUUAAUUCAGUAAAUAAAAACUUAAAUGAGAAAAAAAAAUUCUAAAGUUUUAAAAAAAAUAUUUUUAUGACCCUAUAUGUGAAAAAAAUAAUCAUAUUUUUCUAUUUCUAUAAGAGUGAAAUUA